AGAUCUAUUGACCACUGGUCGGAUCCUUCCGAUGCUUGGUCAUCGGUGUGAUGAUGUCAUCUCUGCCUCCUGUACCUGAAUUCCGGGAUGCUGAUCAGUACUGGCAACCUCUAUUAAGUAACGGUGUCGAGAUUAUUCGGCCUAAACCACGCCGCUUGGGGGACAUGAAUCAGCACAGUGGAACAAACGCGGGUGCUUUUUGUAGAAGUUCUAACCGAGAAGGAAUUUAUGUGGGAACUCCGUUAAAAUUCUUAAACAAAGACUUGAUGGGAGGAUCUGCACCUAUGUUAGUGAAAUCUUCAAGCAAGGAAGCUAUACAGUUUUCUAACAAGGACCAGACUACUAACUCUGGCUUAUCGUCGUCCCAAACAAAGAGUUUCUGUUCUAGUAAUCAUUCUCGUUUCUCUUCUGGUAAAGAGAAAGUACCAGCCAUCCCUUCAUGCUCUAGGGAUGUUUGUACUGGUGGAUCUCAGCAACCACGAGGAUCCACAAAGGAUAUGUCGGGAAGUCUCAGCUCCUCUAAUUUUACAUCUAGAAGCAACUUGAGCAUGCUUCCUCAUUCAAGGAGUUCUCCUGGCUUGGUCAUCCAAAGUUCCCGAAUUUCUCGAGCCACAAAAUGUUUGGCUACUGAACCUCAUAGCUCGAGAGUCUCACCAUCUACCAAGUUGAUUAUUUCAGACCCCCAAACGUCUAGAUCAUCACCCGCUUCCAGAUCAUUGAGUGUUGAAUCAAGUGGUUGUAAGGCGCCUUCUGCGACAAGAAACUUGGCUUUCGAAGUAUUAAGUUCUAGAAUGAACGCUGUUGUAAAAACCGUAACAAACGAAAAUGCAGUUUCUCAUUUACCAGUUGAAAACCAGAAUGGUAUUCGGCCCAUUUCGAGCCAUUGUUCAUGGGAAAAUCACCGAAUUGAAGAAGAGGAUGAAGGUAUUCCUCCCGAUGGCCACUUGUCACCUUACAGAGAUUCGGCUUCAAACACUGACUGUGGGUCUUUAAGUAAAAGUUCAUCAGAUGGUGAUCCAAUAAUCUGUCGACGACGACCACCAACGAGACUAAAGUCUCGGAGACGGAAUAUUCUGAGCUUUCCAAAUAUGCUUAGUGUCGACAAUUCCAAGGCUCUUCAGAGGCGCCAAGAAUGCUGUGGGGGAUCAUCUAGUGAUGAAAACAGGUCGUCUGGACAUGCCAGUAUGAGCGACGGCCAGUCAUCCUAUGUCAGUUCGUCACCUACUGAAAGGCCAAUGGUCAAGAAUCUUGAUUUAGGGCACUUUAGCAAAGUGGUUGAUUCGGGAAGACGUGAUCAUCGUGGGAAUAGCGAUUUGCGAACAAAUCAUCAACACAGAAGCUGUGAUGCCAAAGGCUUGUCAUCACGAGAGCCUCAGCUGAAAGUAGUUCCAGAAGACGACAAGUUGCCGACUCACAGUUUCCAUCAUGCUGGACUAAGUAAAUCGUCUGGACGACGUUCCGGGCCGUCUCGGAGAAGCAGUCGAGGCGCUAUGGCUAGAGAUGACUCAACCCUUCAGUUGGAAGGAACUGGCUUGGAAGACAUACGCAAUGCUAUUGAACAACUGUCGGUUCGCACACAUGGUUCUCGAACAAGCUAUUCUACGUCUACUUACUCUUCAGUGAGUGGGAGUGAGUCGGAACCUGUUCGAAGGCUAAUACGACACUCCAGUCUUGAGACUCUAAAUACUAACAUUACUAGUGCGGACGAAUUUGUGUGGCUUGAUAGUCACAACCGCUUGGUGGAGCUGCAACAGUGUCCGUGGUCUAAUCACGAUGUUUUGAAAGUUAUUCAGAAUGGUCGCUUAAAAGAAUCUCUGAGUCUUAUUUCUAUGGAAACUGUACCAAGAUUAGCACAUCUUUUACAACGACCUCUAGUUCGCGUGGCACGCGAGGCUCAAAGAUUCUCCCGCAGUUUGGGAAUGUGUAGCAAGCAAGAAAUUAGUGGUGCCUUAAAAGUGGUUCUCUCGCCCGCUUUGGCUGAUAGCUGUAUAAAGGCUUGUCAUCGCAGUGCAGCCAUCUAUACAGUUAGUGGGGACCACUUGCGGCUCAGCAAGAGUACACGUGCGGGUUUACAGUUUUCUGUAGGUAGAUUCCAUAGAUGGAUGUGUGACGUCAGAGUAGGAACCUUUAUUCACGAAUAUUCCGCUAUUUACCUUACUGCAGCAAUGGAAAAUUUACUGGAAGAAAUCUUACUCCUUUGUUUACCAUCGGAACCCACAGAAGGCAACAACACCUUGACAGCUUCCUUAUUGGAUAUUUCCAUCGCAGAUAAUAGUGAGUUGUGGGGAUUGUUGCAGAAUUUCUCACACCUGAAUUCAGGCAGAACAGCAUCCGGAGCCUUGUCUCUCCCAAGAUGGCCAGGGAAAUUAGAAGGAAGAAGCCGGUCAAAUAGUCAGUCUGAAGAGCAAACGAGACCUCCAUCAAAAUCGACAGAACACAGUCUUUUAACUACUUGUGUUGGAAGUGUUUCAGAAUUGGGUGAUCUUUUAGGUCGAGUGAUCCAACAUCAGACCAGGAUGACGGGAGUUGCUGCUAGUAAGCAGAGUGUAGCAUGGGGACCAGGAGCUUUACAUACUCUCUACUACUACAUGCGUUGCUCCCAGUUGGAGCAUGCUGAUCCUACUUGUUCAAAAAAUGCUGUUCAGGAACUUGUCUAUGAAAGGCCUUAUCUUGUGUUACCUCCCUUGAUUGAGUGGGUGACAGUUGCCACAGCUCAUGCUGAAUAUCGGAGAGGUCAGGUUGUUGACAGAGAUGAUGUAAUGCAGGCUGCCAGGCAACUCCUACCAGGAGUUGACUGUCCAAUCAGACAGUUUGGGAGCUAUGAUGAAAAACUGUAUGCUAGAAGACAGAUGGAGGAAUCAGAGUGUGCUCGACUUUUGAAGAUGGAUCUCGCUUUCCGCAUGCUUACCAGUGGUCGUACUGACCUAAUGCCUCAUGCUUUACAGUUGUUGCCUCCAACUAAAAUCAACACCAUCAAUGAACAAGGCCUCACUCCUUUGAUGUUGGCUUGUAUUCGUGGUGAUGAAGCGAUGGUUCAGAUCUUACUAAAUGCAGGGGCAGAAGUAGAUAUUGAGACACCUUUGUGUAAUGGCCACUAUCAAAGUGUGAACCCCGAAACACAGCACUGGACAGCACUAACCUAUGCUACAACCCAUGGUCAUUUAUCUAUCACCAAACUUCUUCUAGAGAAACGAGCCAGUGUUGAAGGUGGAGCAAGACUUAGUGAAGACAAAAUUACCCAGACACCACUACAGUUAGCUGCAUCCUCUGGAAAUUUGGAUCUGGUGAAUGUUUUGUUGUCAUAUGGAGCCCACCCAUUUCUUUCGACAAUGCUGAGGGAUUCUUUGAGCUAUGGUGGAGCAGCCCAGCGGGGCUGCUACAGUGCCAUAGCUGUAGCAGCUGCUCAUGGGCAAAGAAUGAUUCUGCAUAAACUUUUAUCACACCCAAUAUCUAAUAGCAGCAAGGAAGUGCUUUCUCUUGAAGAAAUUUUAGCGGAAGGAGCUAACCAAUUAACUAGCGAAAGAAGGCCUGCUAGACUUCAGAUUAUGCCUGUGUCUGUGGAUGACCUGAACCAUUCAAAUACUGAAGGUCACAUCAGUAACUCGGAAAAUGCUCAGUUCAUCAGACUUACAAAGACUCAGUUGAAAGCACUUCAGGAGGCCAUGUAUCAAAGUGCAGAGAACAGCCACUUGGAAAGCACAUUAGACCUCAGGAGCAUAGGUGUGCCCUGGACCCUCUAUUGUUGGAUGCAGACAUUAGCUACAGCUUAUGAGAAUCAUCUUGGGAAUAUCAUAGAUCAGAUUCUUCAGGACUUUGUACAAGUCUGGCUUGAAGACUGUUGUUCGCAGUUUGUGGAUGAAUGUUUACCUUUGCUUUUCACAAUCUUCAGACAUAGCAAGAAUGAAGGAACAAGCCUUCUACUUGCAGACAUCUUUUCUACUUGUUAUGGAAAGGAGUUUAUAAAAGAGAUUCAUAAUGUUUCUCUUGUUGGAGGAGCUAGAAUCGAUUCAAAAUAUGUCAACAAUCCUGAAAUGUCUGAUGUCCAAUUUAAAGUUGAGGGCCGAGUUUUCUAUGCCCACAAGAUCAUUUUAGUAAAUGUUUCUCCUCGAUUUAAAGCGAUGCUAUCAAAUCCAAGUGAUGGAAUGACUCCUAUCGUUCAAAUUAAUGAUAUUCGUUAUGAUAUAUUUCAGCUUGUAAUGCAGUAUCUGUAUAAAGGAGGUUGUGAAGAAUUUGAAGUGGAUCAAAACGAUAUACUUGAGUUGAUGGCAGCAGCAAAUUUCUUUCAGCUUGAUGGUUUAUUACGCUUCUGUGAAGCCAGAUGUUCCAAGUUUGUCGAUCUUGAUUAUGUUUGUGUCAGUGAUGUAAAAGUAGCACCGAUGAAAAUGACGAUGUUUCAAAAAAACAUUCACAUUCAGGUUUUUUUCCAUCUGUGCUAUUUUGUAUAUUAGUCUUCAUGCUGAACUAGGAGAUUAUUGACCAUUUUUGUUAAUCAUGAAGAUUGUUCAAAUCAUCUAUAAAAGAAUUUGAAGGACUAUCUUAGUAACCAACUAUCUCUUGGACUUAAGUGUCUGAGAAACUUAAUUUAAACAACUGAAGAUUGUUUUUGAGAGAAAACAAUUUUGUGCAUUAAACAUAUUUAAGAGUAUCUUGUAAAGGAGACAUUUUUUUUCUCCAUAUUUUCUCAAAAAUACGAGUGUGUGUGUGUGUGUGCCAAAUUGUUAAAAUCCUGUUUUCAAAUGUAUUUUAAAUAAUGACACUUUUUUUUUUAAUACUUGAUAAUUCUCAGGUAAGUUUUUUCAUUGUAUAUUCUAGUUUGUUUAGAGAUCUCU
Messenger RNA from Limulus polyphemus (Atlantic horseshoe crab), 4829 nucleotides. Its product is annotated as ankyrin repeat and BTB/POZ domain-containing protein 2-like. Gene Ontology annotation, molecular function: protein heterodimerization activity. The record is from RefSeq and is a predicted model, not a curated record. Lineage: Eukaryota; Metazoa; Arthropoda; Merostomata; Xiphosura; Limulidae.